UUUAGUCGACUAAAUGAGCUGCAUGAUUAUAGUAAUGUUAGAGCUGCGCCAGUUGCCCUCAGUUUGAAUUUAGCAUUAUGUUAAUGCAUCGUUUCAAUGAUACUUUUUAACGAUACCUAAAGGGUGAUAAAAUAAGUGAUAAACAUUUGUGUCAGCUAAAAAAAUGAGUAACAGUGAGUGAUACAACUGAUACAUAUCUUUUCGUAGGCUAAUGGUCAAAUCAAACAGUUUGCCAAAUAACUAGGGGUCUAUAUGUAUUAAGUCAAUUAUCUUAUUUUAGAUUGAGAUACUGAUUUUUUUUCCGGAAUAUCUGAGGUGAAACUGCAACAAAGCGCAUCUUGGCUGGAGUACUUCAAAAUCGCCGUUCUGGAAUAUUGGCGGUAAAAUUGCAACAAAGCGCAUCUUGGCCGCAGUAUUUCAUAAUCGCCGUUCCUGUUUCAUUUUUCGUAAAAGGAGACUGAGCCGACAUCAUAGCAUGAAAUUUUCACAAAUUUUACUUCACAUAGAGAAACAAAAUCACAAAACAUUUUCAGGAAAUCCCGUUUAGUAUUUUUUCAUGUAGAAAAUGCAGUAUGACAGGCGGCCUGCAACACCGCAAACCAAGAUUGGCAUCACUGCAGUUUCUGCAGUCAUCGAUAUGCAAUUAAAAAUUAUCAAGUUAUAGGCCGUUCCAAAAUGGAUAGACUUGAGCACCCAUUUGAGGAAUGGUGCUAUUCUCUUUUGUUCCUCCUCUUGACGAUCGCUUAUUUUCAAGAGAAUUUGGCGCAAAAAAUGUCAACUCCUGGGCCGACUUGGGGUCCAACCGUUGACCCCAAUAGCCGCGUUUAUAGCCCCAUUAGAUCUGCAGAGGAAAUCGAGGAAUCACUCAGACACCACAUGCUUCUACCAUUUAUUAUCAGCUACGCUCCGAAACAAAUGUUAUGGAUGGAGUUCAUAGAUGGUUUUGUUGCGGAUAUUGGUAAUGAUUUAAGCGGGCGGGAUGUUCUUUAUCCUCCGUGGCUUGUGAAAUGGCCUUUCAAGAAUGAUUCGUAUUACGCCAUUUUAGGAACAGGUCCCGACACACUUGUCAAUGGGUUACGAAUAAGGAAAGAAUUCAUGCACUGGUUAGUAGUUAAUAUUCCAGGAAAGCACGUUGCUGGUGGCAGGGCUAUUUUGCACGGAGAGACAAUGGCAGACUACAUAGGGCCCACUCCGCCGGAAGGGAGAGCCCAACUGACCCUCUUCGGCAAUUCAUUUCUGAGGAGUUCGCUAGGAAGAUGCAUUUUGGAAAAGCGACAGCGACGAAUUUCUUUUGUGUUUGAAAUUGGUACGAAUUCUAACGGUGGAAUCAUACAAGGACUAUGCUCGAGAAAUUUAAUUACUUCUAUACUUAGCCAUGGCUGCAACAAGGAAGCUGCAAGGUGAAGUCGAUAAGUGUCUGGAAAAGGUUACAGAAGGAGUUGAAACUUUUGAAGACAUCUGACAAAAAGUGCACAAUGCGACGAACGGCAAUCAAAAA
Bemisia tabaci is the source of this 1498-nucleotide messenger RNA. Lineage: Eukaryota; Metazoa; Arthropoda; Insecta; Hemiptera; Aleyrodidae. The record is from RefSeq and is a predicted model, not a curated record.